Messenger RNA from Hibiscus syriacus, 648 nucleotides. Its product is annotated as NDR1/HIN1-like protein 13. The record is from RefSeq and is a predicted model, not a curated record. Lineage: Eukaryota; Viridiplantae; Streptophyta; Magnoliopsida; Malvales; Malvaceae. Gene Ontology annotation, cellular component: plasma membrane. Bases 1 to 648 code for a protein of 215 amino acids. The transcript has a single exon.
AUGUCAGAUAAAAUCCCCCCCUCCAAACCCACCGCCACAACGGCUGCUACACCUCCCGCCAAAGGCGCCACCGUUGGAAUUGCAGCUACCAAACCACCUACAACAAAUGGCGGUACCAAAACAUCUCACCUUUACAACCCCACUUCCCGCCCACCGUACCGUCCUCAACCCUAUAACCGCCGUCAGCAUAACCGUCCACAGCGGAACUAUUGUUGUUGCUUCUGUUGUUGGUCCAUCCUCGUAAUUCUCGUACUCGUGCUUUUGGGUGCCAUAACCGGCACCGUCCUCUACGUCCUUUACCGCCCUCAACGCCCCUCUUUCACCCUCGAUUCACUCCGCAUCCACCGCCUAAACUUAACCACCUCCGCCCACUCCUCCUCCUCCCACCUCUCAACCCUUUUCAACUUAACCCUUUCUUCCAAAAACCCAAACUCAUAUCUCUCCUUCUCUUACGACCCUUUCGUCGUCUCAUGCGUAUCGAGCAACAGCGAUGCGUUUUUAGGACACGGAGCAUUGCCGGCUUUCGUCAGUGACAGAAAAAACGACACCACUUUCAAGGGAGUGGUGGUGACGACGUCGAGUGAUCUGGAUGUGGAUACGGUGAACAGCUUAAGACCGGAUCUGAAGAAAAAAAUGGGGCGUCCUUGA